AUGAUAGAGGGGUUGAUUGGUUGCAGUGCAAAGUACGUGAAACGACGAAUGCUGAACAAUGGUGGAAUAGCCAGCGAAAAAGAAGCCGAGCUCGAAGAAAGAUUGAUGACCGGUCCGACAGCGAAAUGCAGAGAGCAGCUAGCUGCUGCUGCUGCUGCUGCUGCUGCUGAUGCUGCUGCUCGAUGGCCCCGAUGUCGAUGA
Haemonchus placei is the source of this 201-nucleotide messenger RNA. The record is from the annotation of a GenBank genome assembly. NCBI's taxonomy places the organism in Eukaryota, Metazoa, Nematoda, Chromadorea, Rhabditida, Trichostrongylidae.